ACACACAACACAUCAGACUUUUAAACCUCUGGCUUUAAAUCUUUUCUGGUUAAAGUUGGAUUUAAACUCCUCCAUUGCUUUCGUGACUUUUCACCUUCUCUAAUUUGGGUGUUUUGUCUUCCUCUGUGACUGUGUUAAAUUGCUGGCGGGUAUAAUGGCUCUAGGAGUGUUCAAUUCGCAAGGGAAAAGCUCCCUGAGUGGGAGCACAUCUUUUGACCAUAGUUCUAUAGAGGAACAGGAACCUCCACCUCCACUCCGUAGCUACCUUUGUUUGACUAUAUUCACCUGCUUUUGUCCUGCGCACCCUGUCAACAUCGUGGCCCUGGUCUUCUCUAUCAUGUCUAGGAACAGCUAUUAUGACGGUGACUACGAUGGCUCCCGACGGCUUGGCAAGAACGCCCUCUAUGUUGCUAUUGCCUCCAUCAUCAUCGGCCUCCUCGUCGUUGCCAUCACCUGCAUCGUGCAUUUUACCACCAUGGAUUUUUAGCGCUGUAGAAGUGGAGAGAGGGGGGAGAAGACAAAUGAGACAAAUUUCUCAGAGGACAUGAUGACAUGAGCUUAUCUCUGGAUGGGCUCAGACGGCUGCUUCAAACCAUCUUAAAGGACUCUGACUUUACUCAUGUUUACAGUUGUGCGAUUCAAUUUGUGCAUCCUGACUUCUCAUAUUUCCUGUUCUCCAUGCGGACAAUCAAGGACUAUAUGAUCUGUUGAAUCCAUAUACAUUUCAGUCAUUAAUUUUAGUGAUUCAGAGUUAAACUGGCAGCUUCAACAAAUGUGUAGGGAAAUCCACAGUUCAGAGCUAUUUUUUGUUUUUGCUGUGACCCAGAUGUGGAAAAAUGUAUUUUCACUGUUGUUUUUUUGCUCAAUUAAAUGCUGCUAAACAUAUAAUAAACUGUCUAUAGCUUUAUCAGAAUACAUAUUUUAUCCAUAACUUAUUCUGCAGGAGUGAAUUUUAAAAAAAGAAACAAACAAAACAACCACUUUUAUUUACUGUCAUUUGCCUAAUAUUCUUAAACUUUGUUAGAAAUAUUAGAUGUAGAUAUCUGUGCUACAACAUUUUUAUUUGUGAUUAUGAUAUUGUGUCUGCCUGUGCUAACAAAACUUAUUUU
This is a messenger RNA of Thunnus maccoyii (southern bluefin tuna), 1109 nucleotides long. Its product is annotated as transmembrane protein 233-like. Gene Ontology annotation, cellular component: membrane. Lineage: Eukaryota; Metazoa; Chordata; Actinopteri; Scombriformes; Scombridae. The transcript is spliced from 3 exons. The record is from RefSeq and is a predicted model, not a curated record. Bases 155 to 487 code for a protein of 110 amino acids.